AUGGCUGCGGCAGAGGAGGAGAUCGCGGUGAAGGAGCCGCUGGAUCUGAUACGGCUCAGCCUCGACGAGCGCAUCUACGUCAAGCUCCGAUCCGACCGCGAGCUCCGCGGCAAGCUCCAUGCGUAUGAUCAACAUUUAAACAUGAUACUUGGAGAUGUUGAAGAGGUCGUGACAACUGUUGAGAUAGAUGAUGAAACAUAUGAAGAAAUUGUGCGCACCACAAAACGCACUAUCCCCUUCCUUUUUGUCCGAGGUGAUGGUGUCAUAUUGGUUUCUCCACCCCUUCGAACGGCAUGA
Miscanthus lutarioriparius is the source of this 297-nucleotide messenger RNA. The record is from the annotation of a GenBank genome assembly. Lineage: Eukaryota; Viridiplantae; Streptophyta; Magnoliopsida; Poales; Poaceae.